UCAAUAGAUAUAUUAGUUAUACACCUGUUGUUGUGCAUGAAACCUGCUUAUGUAAUUAAAAACAGUCUGCUGUACUAUUUUUUUUAAACCUUUUUAACUUUAAAAUUUCCAAAUUUUCCAUCAAGUUCUAUUAUCUACGUUUGCAUUUUUUAUGUAUAAUAUUGUUAUAUUAUAUAUCUAUUAAAAUGAAUAUCCUUCAAAAACAAAUCAUAAAAAUAAUAAUUUAAAAAAAAAUUAUAGGUACAUACAAAUGAAAUGUAUGUAUCGUUGAAUUGAAUGUGUAUGUGUAAGUGAUAAGACAAAUAGAGUGAAGAAGUACCUACUUCCAGCUUAAGAAUAAAGAAAUAUAAAAGCACAACCUUGAAGUAAUUGUCUUGGUUGUCCAAUAAAAAAGUAUAUUCUAUUGUUUAUAUACUAUCAAUCCUAUAAAUCAUAAUAUUGUGACGUAACAACUGGUGUCGGAAAGUUGUAUUGAGAAAACCAAAGAACUAAAAUUUGUUUAUUAAAAAGUUAAUAAGAAAGACUGUUACUCCAACUGAAACAUCGAAAAGCUGAUCUUUCAAAAUGAAUUACUGGACGUAACAAUGAAUAAAUUAGAGAUCAGUGUCAUAACGGAAAUGGAUAGAAUUUAAUACAAAACAUCCAUUUUGUUCCAUUCUGCAAAAUUUUGGAUUUCUAUAUCUUGAAUUGGUGACAAAGUAGAAAGAAAUCUUACAAAAUGUAUGGGCUACUCUUAGAAAAUUUAUCGGAAUACAUCAAGUCCGUUUAUGGAGAAGAAAAAUGGGAAGAUAUUCGUCGCCAAGCUGGUAUUGAUUCUCCAUCAUUUAGUGUGCAUCAAGUUUAUCCAGAAAAUUUACUCAACAAGCUGGCAAAAAAAGCACAACAGGUACUUGGCGUAUCAGAACGUGAAUUUAUGGACCAAAUGGGAGUCUAUUUUGUUGGUUUUGUUGGACAAUAUGGAUAUGAUCGGGUGCUAUCCGUUCUUGGGCGGCAUAUGAGAGAUUUUCUCAAUGGCUUGGAUAAUUUGCAUGAGUAUCUUAAAUUCUCAUAUCCAAGAAUGAGAGCUCCAUCUUUUAUCUGUGAGAACGAAACAAAACAAGGACUAACAUUGCAUUAUCGAUCGAAAAGACGGGGGUUUGUGUACUAUACAAUGGGGCAAAUCAGAGAGGUGGCUCGCCAUUUUUAUCAUAAGGAAAUGCACAUUGAAUUAGUACGGGAAGAGAUUCUUUUCGAUACUGUUCAUGUUACGUUUCAGCUAACCUUUGAUAAUAGAGCAUUUACGUUGGCAUCUUUAGCGAUGACAAGGGAGGAAAAACAUCUUCCAAUAAGUGCUCAUGUAUUAUUUGAAAUAUUUCCUUUUUGUAUUGUCUUCGGGUCGGACAUGGUGAUAAGAAGCAUAGGUAAUUCGUUAAUGGUUAUUUUGCCGGAACUGAUAGGAAACAAAAUCACAAAUUGGUUUGAUUUGGUUCGACCAUUAAUUGCCUUUAAAUUUCAAACUAUUUUGAAUAGGACAAAUAAUAUAUUCGAGUUAGUAACCGUGGAGCCGGUGCCUGAACGAGUUGAUGCUCAAAAAAAGAAGGAACUACUAUUCAACGACGAUGGUAGUGACUUAGAAAAAACUCUCCGACUGAAGGGUCAAAUGGUUUACAUGGACAACUGGAGGAUGAUUAUGUUCUUGGGAACACCAGUAAUGCCAGAUUUAACCUCAUUAAUAACAACCGGACUGUACAUAAAUGACUUAUCAAUGCAUGAUUUCAGUAGAGAUCUUAUGUUAGCUGGAACCCAACAAUCGGUAGAACUGAAAUUAGCACUAGAUCAAGAACAACAAAAAUCUAAGAAACUUGAAGAGUCAAUGAGAAAAUUAGAUGAAGAAAUGCGAAGAACUGAUGAACUACUAUAUCAAAUGAUACCGAAACAAGUAGCUGAUCGUCUCAGAAGAGGAGAAAACCCUAUAGAUACUUGUGAAAUGUUUGAUAGUGUUUCAAUACUUUUUUCUGAUGUUGUAACGUUUACCGAAAUUUGUAGCAGAAUAACUCCCAUGGAAGUUGUAUCAAUGCUUAAUGCUAUGUAUUCCAUAUUUGAUACACUCACCGAAAGAAACAACGUAUAUAAAGUGGAAACUAUUGGUGACGCGUAUAUGGUAGUAUCAGGAGCACCAGAAAAAGAUGCUAAUCAUGCUGAAAAAGUUUGUGACAUGGCAUUAGAUAUGGUUGAUGCCAUAACAGAUUUGAAAGACCCAUCAACGGGACAACACUUAAGGAUACGUGUAGGAGUCCAUUCUGGAGCCGUAGUAGCUGGUAUUGUCGGGUUGAAAAUGCCAAGAUAUUGCCUUUUUGGUGAUUCAGUGAACACUGCUUCCAGAAUGGAGUCCACUAGCUCCGCCAUGAAGAUACACAUAUCUGAAUCUACCAAAGAUUUACUAGGCCCCAGCUACAGAGUAAGUGAUCGUGGUGAAAUUGAUGUAAAGGGCAAAGGUACAAUGAAAACUUAUUGGCUGGAUGAAAGAGAAAAUCGUAAAACUCUGCAAUUGGGACCAGCAGUUCUUAAUCCAAUGACCAGUUUUGCAACCAAGCAGCCGAAUGGUGCGAUGGGCUCAUUGGAUCGACGUGUAAGCCUUGGUCAAACAAGCUGUGCUGGCCUUGUAUCAAGCCCAAUAAAUAUUAAUUCCGCUUUAGAAGACCGUCGUAUAUAUUCACCUGUAACAUUUAAAGAUGUUGUUGAACGAAGCAUUGCUAAUUCCCCAGUAAGAAGUUUAUUUAGUGCAGAAAAAGGUAGAGAAUCACGAUCAAACUCAACAGGGCAUGUUUUUAUGCGUUCACCUAGCGAUGUUUUUGGCUCUCUUAUAAGUGAUACAGAAGAAUUCUUAGAAGAUAUUUGCAAGUCUUCUACUCAUCGUAAUUCUUUAGUAAACAAUGUUUACAAUUCUUCGUCACCUAGUUCGUCAGCAUGUUUUAGUCCGAUUCCACCGUUUAGAAUUGGAACAGCCCCAUCUAAACCAAGAUCAAAUAAUCCGGAUCAACUUACUGAGGAAGAACUGGCCUCGAUGGAACAACCAACCCCGCCCACAACAGCUCCGCCAACACAGACGAAUUCUACAGUUAUUUCAGCCCACAAUUCAAAUAAAACAAGAACUAAAAAUAUGUCAUAUAAAAACACAAGCAGCAGUAAAAGCAAAGAGGAAAAAAGGGCUAGUUCAAACACAACAAACAGCUCCUCAAAAGCAACUCGAAAAGCGAUGAUGGCCGCGAAGCAGUCCAAGGCAAUUGAAAAACUCGACAAAAUGGUUGAAGAAGUCUUAGAAACAGAUCUUCCCCAAUUGUGUCCAUUCAGUUUACCACCUUUGCCCAAUUCACUGUCCGAAUCUGGAAUGUGCAGUCAUGGUAGACACACACACGGUCAUUCAAUGAAUACAUGUCAUCAUGAAUCAAAAAUGUCUACUAGUCAAAGCUUUAGUCACUCCCGUGAGCAUCAAUGCUGUUCAGCUUUUGGUCAACAUGCAAACGGACGACACAACCGUGUUCAUUCAAAUGCCUGUGAAAUCCUUUAAUUAUCCAGUCCUGGUAUAAUCUUCAAUACGAAGAAUCAAUUGAAAGAAAAAUGUAAAGAGUUUUGUGGAUAAUAUAAUCAUUGCCACAAAGUAUCUAGUCAAUUUUACCUCUUUAAACGACAGACAAUACACAUCUUUUGCGAAUAGAAACAAUGCUAAGCGAAUUUUUUUUAUUUUAAUUUUUUUUAAUUCAUGAUAUGGUUUUUGAUUCAUUAUGUUUAAUUUAUCGUAUUUAGAUAGUCAUAAUUAUUGUAUUGUUAUGUACAAAUUAACUAGCAAAAUAGAUUUAAAUAUAUUAAGUUAAAAAUGAAAAACUAACAUAAUUUCCAUAGGAAAUAUAAACACUUAAUUUUCUUGCAUUUUGUGUUUUCUUUUUAAACAAACGCCAAUGAUUGCUCAAAAAUGUUGAAUGUUUGUGAAGGAAUGGAAGCAUACGGACAGCUAGGCGCAGAUAUGCCUUUCAAGGGGGAAACCGACGAAGUUACGAAUACCAGAGUUACGGGCGACAGAGUUACGAGCGUCAAAGUUACGCGAAACCGAAGUUACGAAAAACUAGAGUUACGAAUUCUAAAGUUAUGUUAAGCUAUGACAUGUGAUUUUUGGGUUGGCAACAAUUGCGAGGAACGAUAUGGAAUUAUGGAAAUACAAACAAGAGAUUAACAUUUUUCUCAUUGGUCAGAACUAAAUGAGUAAAGCGAAAAUGGGUGUUAUUUAAUCUUGUAAAAUUUUGAUUGGAUAGGUAUAGAUAUACAUAAUGGUUUUGUUUUUGUGAGAAGAUCGCAAAAAUGUUGAAAUAGAAA
Molecule: messenger RNA, 4347 nt
Organism: Episyrphus balteatus (marmalade hoverfly)
Lineage: Eukaryota; Metazoa; Arthropoda; Insecta; Diptera; Syrphidae
Gene: Gyc88E
Product: soluble guanylate cyclase 88E
Exons: 10
Coding region: 719-3547 (942 amino acids)
Biological process (GO): response to oxygen levels; cGMP biosynthetic process; nitric oxide-cGMP-mediated signaling
Cellular component (GO): guanylate cyclase complex, soluble
Molecular function (GO): oxygen sensor activity; guanylate cyclase activity; heme binding
Source: RefSeq, a predicted model, not a curated record